AUGGGCGCCAGGCGCAAGUACGACUCGAUCGGUGACUUCGACGACUCCGUCCCAUCUGGCUUGAGAGACGGCCAGGACUUCUUCGAGGUCUUCGGCCCGGUGUUCAAGAGGAACGCCAGGUGGAGCGAGCACAAGCCGGUGCCGGACCUCGGGGGCCCGGAGACGCCGCACACCGAGGUGGUCGCGUUCUACGACUGGUGGCGGGAGUUCGAGUCUUUCCAGACCUCUCUUGCGCAGCCUUAUCCUGCAGAGUGGCGACUCCGGGCGGCGGCCAACGCAGACCACCUGAAGACGGGGGAUUGGCCUGUAGCCAGGCAAGGCCGAGAGAGGCGGAUAGGGGGGUGCACCGGCGCCACGGCCAACGAGGCCCCAAAGCAGGCGAAGACGGCGGAGGGCCGCAGAGGGCGCCGCGAGGCCGAGGACGUGACGCAGGGGCGGGCCAAGCAGGGCGGACAAGCAGCGGCCAGGCGCGAGCAGGGCCGCGGCGUGGUGGACCUCUCGGCGCCGGCCUGUGUCGGGCGCGGCGGUCGGACGGGGGGGGCCCUCGGGCGGGGCGACGGGUCGGGCGCCUCGAACUGGUGCACUCUGAAGUGCGGACGGUGGCGCGGGCCCACGGCGGUCGAGGCGGCCAGGAACGUGGCCAUCGUUGGCGACGACCUCUCGGGCCUGGCGGGCCCCGACGCUGGCGCGGGCGCCUCGCAGCUGGUGCAGCAGGCCGCGAUGCUGGUCCUCGGUGAGCUGCUGUGGAGGCGGAGGAGGCGCUCGAGCGGCCAGUCGGCGCUGGACGACGUGCUGGCGGAGAGGAGGGGCGAGGGCGACAUGAUGGCCCUUGUGGUGGAGGACGACGCCGCGGUGGAGACGCUGGGCAUCGUCGGUCCCUUGGACGCGGCGGCGGACAGGGCGCCCGCUGCCCAGCUCCACGCCUCGCUCGCCGCGUUGGCCAUCGACGGUUUCGUGGCCGUCCUUGGAGGUGCGGCGGGGGAGGAGUGCCAUGACGCGGAGGCCGGUGUGGCGGACCGUGCGCCGAGCGCUCUGACCGACGCCCAGCCCGACGGCCAGCUUCCCUUCGACGCCGAGGAGGUCCAGCAGUGCGGAGACUGCACGCUCAUGGGGGCAGUGCUGGGCACUGAGGUCGGGGGGUGCGGCUGCGGCGCGCCCAAGGCUCUGGCCAAAGGCGACCGUGCCAAGGUCGUCACCAGGGUCGUGCCGUUCGGCUUCGCGUGGCGCGAGGCCGUCGGACGUCGUUGA
Molecule: messenger RNA, 1248 nt
Organism: Prorocentrum cordatum
Lineage: Eukaryota; Dinophyceae; Prorocentrales; Prorocentraceae
Source: the annotation of a GenBank genome assembly